AGAAUGAGGGUCCAUUUGGUGCUUGUACUUGCUGUUUUUACUGGAUGUCAUGCCAACCUGUUAUAUGCUGAUGAACCCAAGCCACAACUGGAGCAGCUAAGAGAUGCACUCUGGAAUUUUGUUGGCGAGGCAACUCGCACUGCUGAAGACACUCUUAAGAUGUUAAGAGAAUCUCAGCUAGGGCAGGAAGUCAAUUCAAGACUCACAGAGGGUGCUGACAUGGCAAGCAAAUAUGCUGCCACUGUCCAGAAUCAGAUGUCACCUUUGGCCCAGGACCUCAUGGGCAAAAUCGUUAAGGAUGCUGACGUCAUGAGGGAGCGCCUGAAGCAGGAACUGAUCGGUGUGAGAGACAAACUGCAGCCAUAUUCUGAAGAUCUGAAGGCUCAACUCCAGCAAAGAGUGGAGCAUCUCAGGACUGCUAUGGCCUCAUAUGCUGAGUCUCUGGACUCAGAAAAACUGAAAACCAUGCUUCAGAAGAGUACAGAAUUGAGGGAAAGCUUGGAGGAAAGUGUGAAAGAUCUGCAGUCCCAGCUCAGUCCAUACACAGAAGAGCUUAAGCAAGCAAUAGACCAGCACCUGAAGGACUUCCAGGAGAAGGUGGCUCCCCUGGCUGAGGAUCUCCAGUCACAGUUAACACAGAGGGCCCAGAUAGUACAGCAGAGUCUGGCAUCCUAUGCUGAGGAUAUGAGGGAAAAGCUGGAUCCAUAUGCAGAGGAAAUGAGUGCUAAAGUCACCUCUCUCUACGAAUCUGUCACUGAGACCCACUAA
Molecule: messenger RNA, 768 nt
Organism: Chanos chanos (milkfish)
Lineage: Eukaryota; Metazoa; Chordata; Actinopteri; Gonorynchiformes; Chanidae
Product: apolipoprotein A-I-like
Exons: 3
Coding region: 4-768 (254 amino acids)
Biological process (GO): lipoprotein metabolic process; phospholipid efflux; cholesterol metabolic process
Cellular component (GO): very-low-density lipoprotein particle; extracellular region; chylomicron
Molecular function (GO): cholesterol transfer activity; phosphatidylcholine-sterol O-acyltransferase activator activity; phospholipid binding
Source: RefSeq, a predicted model, not a curated record